Messenger RNA from Theileria annulata, 804 nucleotides. Its product is annotated as RNA processing factor, putative. Gene Ontology annotation, cellular component: nucleolus; preribosome, large subunit precursor. Lineage: Eukaryota; Apicomplexa; Aconoidasida; Piroplasmida; Theileriidae. The coding region runs from base 1 to 804 and encodes 267 amino acids. The record is from RefSeq and is a predicted model, not a curated record. Gene Ontology annotation, biological process: maturation of LSU-rRNA; maturation of 5.8S rRNA. The transcript has 6 exons. Gene Ontology annotation, molecular function: rRNA primary transcript binding.
AUGAAGAAGGAUUCUGAGAAGAAAAAAUCAGUAAAGGCCGUUAAGAAUGAAAAGAAGCGUGAAAGGCAAAGAAUUCGAGGCCUUGACCCUAAAGUUGGAAGAAAGGGCAAGAAGAUGGAAAAGGUUCUGGAGCUGAGAACUCAAAAGAAAAAACAAAAGAGAAUUGAGAGAAGGAAACGUAAAGAAGAUGAAAUAAGAGGGAUUCCAGUGAUUAGAAAAACACCGCACACAAUUGAGUCCCUAAGACGUUUCGACGAGACCAUCGUGGAUCCUGAGGAUGUUGAAGUCAAGUUUGAGGAGCAAAUUGACGAGUUUUCUGACCAUUUCUCCAGAAAUAUUACUCCAAAACUCCUAAUAACAUCCACAAGAAGGCCUUCGGAGAAGAUGAGGACGUAUAUGAAGGAGUUAUUGCUGGUUUUGUCAAAUUCAUUUUAUUUUGCGAGGGAAGAGUAUAAGCUGAAGGAGGUUGUGAAACACGCUAAAGAGAACGGUUUCACAAGCAUUUUACUAGUAACUCAAGGCUCCAAUAAGCUCCCAAAUGGCCUUUACAUAUGCUCACUACCGAGAGGACCUACUACAUUUUUUAAACUUACAAGUCUUAAAUUGGCAUCUGAAAUGAAAGGUGCAGGCGUUUUGGUGGCAACGAAGCCCGAAAUUGUUUUAAACUCGUUCAAUACGAGACUAGGAAGAAGAAUUGGAAGACAAAUCGCAUCACUAUUCAGUCUAGACCCAGAAUUUGAAGGCAGAAGAGUUAUUACAUUCCAUAAUCAAAGAGAUAUGAUUUUUUUCCGUCAUCAUAGGUAA